CAGAAUGCAUGGUUGACUGCAGUGUAAUCCUAAGCGUUUCGCCGGACCCGAGUCCGCGAUCUCCGCACUCCGACUGCAAGCAGGUGUUCGGUACGACAAAAAGUUCCAUCUUACCCUCGCUGGCAUCCUGCAAUGUCCCGACCUGCCACUCGCUCUCUGGCCUCAUGGCAGCAAUAUCACGCCAUCUUCACCCAGCAGUGUCUUCGAGGACCGCGAAAUCGAUUCGCCAGCAAGUCCUUAAGACUCCCUAGCCACCCUUCCCACCAUGGCACGCGACCAUUCUCAGGCUCCGCAUCAUGGCAUGCUGGCCAGAUGGGCAAAGCGUUCAUGCCCAGCGCCGGAAGGCGCCCACAGCAAUCAAUGAAAGUGCAGAAAGCCAAAGCGGAACGCGAUGCCAAACGGCAAGGCAUAGGGUUUGACAUUGGUCUCAUACCAGAAACUUUCGUGAUGCCGCGGGGCAAGAACCUGCCAAGCUGGUUCAGCAACUCCAAAGACCGUCGAAAACUAGAGUGGGCACGGCUCAAGCUGCGAUUGAAGGAGUUCUACAGCGCCGUCUUCUACCGUUUCUUCUCCAUUCGACCAAACCCCCGAUUGGAAUGGCGGAAGCUCCCUGGCAUAGCCAAGGAACUACACAAGGAGAUGUACGAGCAUUUUGCGCAGGGCAACGUGGCGGCGAUCGAGGGCAAGCUUGCGGAUGGGAUCUACGGGUCGUUGCAGAAACGGAUUGGGCUGAGGCCUGCCAAUACUGCGAUGAGGUGGAGGUUGCAUAAGUACCUCAGCCGGCCAAGGACGGUGAGCUACAAAGCCACGCUGCUACCGCCCGCCACGGCGGUGAGUAAGUAUGAGCGCAACGCCAUGGUACAGGCGGUGGUGAGGAUACACAGCUUGCAGUCCUUGCAGCGCGUGCAGCGAGUUAGCGAGCGAAAUGAACGCGGCCAAUUGCGGGUGCGAGAUGUGGUGCUGGACUCGCAGGGCAGAGAGGUCCCGGAGACGGAGUUGGAGCUAAUGCCGAAGGAUGCGAAGGAGUCGGUCGAGUAUGUGGUGGUACAGAAGUUCCACCGCGCGGGUAAGGAAGGGAACUGGGAGCUUUGGGGCACGACGGAGGAGACGACGUUGGAGAGACUGGAGAGCGAUCAGAAGGCCCUGCAGGAUGCCGUGAAGGCGCAGAGCGCGGCGAGGAGGCUGGCGGCUGCGUAGGUAGGCAGUGUAAGAUAGCUAACUCCUCUUCGUGUACAAGACAGCGCUUUACUGUACGAGCACUCGUCCGCAAACGGCGGACGCAAUAGUCACCUCG
Messenger RNA from Baudoinia panamericana UAMH 10762, 1294 nucleotides. RefSeq lists its product as uncharacterized. Gene Ontology annotation, biological process: protein insertion into mitochondrial inner membrane from matrix. The transcript has a single exon. Gene Ontology annotation, cellular component: mitochondrion; mitochondrial inner membrane. The record is from RefSeq and is a predicted model, not a curated record. NCBI's taxonomy places the organism in Eukaryota, Fungi, Ascomycota, Dothideomycetes, Mycosphaerellales, Teratosphaeriaceae. The coding region runs from base 133 to 1197 and encodes 354 amino acids.